UUUAUUUUUUAAUCCUCUUUCCGUUGGCCAACAAUUAUAUAAUAGAGUUAUGGGCUCCUCUCCCCCCUCCUCCUAGAAUCUCCUUUACUCAUUCUUCUCUGCACUUAUCAAUCAUUCAUCUCUCAGUAAGAUCCACUUUCCUUACACUACAAACACAACUCUCUCUUUUCCCUUUCCAAAUUUCAUCAUCAUAUAUACAAAAACAACAAUGGCUGCACUGUAUUACACUGGAUGUGAAGACCACAACUACCAACCCCAUUUUCUUGAUGCUUGUUCUCUUUGCCAAAGAACCUUGGCUCACAACCAUGACAUCUUCAUGUACAGAGGGGAUACACCAUUUUGUAGCGAAGAAUGCAGACAAGAACAAAUAGAAAUGGAUGAAGCUAAUGAAAGAAAAUGGAAAAUUGCAGCAGCAAAGAGAUCAUCAUCAAGAACAAAGACAGAGACGCCUACUAAAGAAACUGAUGCAAAUAAAGCUGUACGAAAUGGAACUGUUGCAGUGGCUUGAUGAUCUUUAUUAAUCCUCACAUAAAGUAAUCGAUCUUGAUGAUGAUCAUGGAAGCUAUAACUCAAAAAAAAAAAAAAAGAAAAAUUAAAUAAAAGACGAGAAAAAUGGCUUCUGAUUUACGAUAUCAAGUUAAAUAAGGAGGAAUUUUGAGUACAGAAAUCUUGUGUAAAAAAAUAUAUGAUGGGAAUUGCAAAGAGUAAAUCCCAUCAAACAAUUUUGUUGAAUCUUUUUUUUUUUUUUUUUCUUUUUGCGGUUUCUAAUUUAGCUUUUGUCAAAAUAUGGUGGGAGUGUCUGUAAAAAUGGGCCGUCCAUAUAUGGUAAUCUGAGAUCUCUAAUCUUUUGUGAUCA
This is a messenger RNA of Capsicum annuum, 856 nucleotides long. Its product is annotated as FCS-Like Zinc finger 3. The record is from RefSeq and is a predicted model, not a curated record. Bases 209 to 508 code for a protein of 99 amino acids. The transcript is spliced from 2 exons. NCBI's taxonomy places the organism in Eukaryota, Viridiplantae, Streptophyta, Magnoliopsida, Solanales, Solanaceae.